GGCCAUGUUUUUUGGAAGCCAUCCGAACUGUCUCAUACUGAAAUGUAACCAUUCCUCUUCUUGCUCACCAUCUCGGUAGCUGAGCAAGGCUGGGUAGAGAUGAGACAGUGUUCGUAUGAUGGGGGAAAAGCUAUCUUGGCAAUGGUGAUGGUGCAAUCCAUCUAUGCAGCAAUUACUAUCUUAACCAAGCAAGCACUUAGAGAGGGCUUCAAUGUCAUGGUCUUUGUGGCUUACAAACAAGGCUUGGCCUUUCUUAUCUUGUUUACUGCAUCCAUCCUUCUCAAUAGAGGAAAGAUAAAUCACUUAGCUUUGGGAGUGAAGGGUUUCUCAUGGGUGUUUGUUGCUGCUAUUUUUUGUACAACAAUUACCCAGUUUUGCUAUUACCAAGGUUUAAACUUAACAUCUUCUUCAAUGGCAACAGCCAUGCUCAAUCUUAUUCCUGGUGUGACUUUUCUCAUCUCACUACUCUUUGGAUUAGAGAAAUUGAAACUGAGGAGCUUAAGGAGCAUGGCGAAGAUUUUUGGGACUCUGAUAUGCAUAGCUGGAGCAAUGUGCAUGGCUUUGUACAAAGGCUCUCCAAUUCUCCAAUCAUCAAAACAAAAUUUUAUGUUAGGAUGCAUCUUACUUUUCGCAAAUAUUAUCGGUUGGUCUUCUUGGCUAAUUUUACAGGAUAUAAUCUGUAGGCAUUAUCUUGAUCCAUUAUCAGUAACAGUUUGGGUAAGUUUCCUGGCAGCCAUAUCCUCAGCCAUCCUCACAUGGUUCAUAGAUCAAAAUUUGAAUAUUUGGAAAAUCAGAACAGAAAGUCAACUCAUCGCUUGUUUAUUUUCAGGAAUUUUUGGAACUACUGUUACAUAUUAUCUUCAAGCAUGGAUAAUUGCAGCAAGAGGUCCUCUUUUUUCAGCAGUCUUUAAUCCUCUUACCACUGUCAUUACUACCACCUUCACCUUCUUGUUACUUCACGAAAAUCUUUACGUCGGAAGUUUGGUUGGUGCUAUUGCUGUGAUUGUUGGACUGUACAUAGUUUUGUGGGGAAAAGGUGCGGAUUAUGGAACAAAAACCAAGCUUGAUCAAAAGGAUGAUUCAAUAGAGGAAGCUGAUGUUCAAAGUGAUUUGCAUGAGCCUUUAGUGUCUAGUACUAGAGGAGUGGAUGUUUAAACCAAACAGUUAUUAAAAAGCUUUUUAGUGUCUAGUACUCCUUUAGUGUCACAUGCACCCAACCCUAAAAAAGUGGAGAAUACGGCUUCUCUCAUAGGGGAUCAUGUGAAUUGUGGAUAAAUAGUAUUAAUAUAAUAUUUUUAUGAUAUCUUUACAGUA
This is a messenger RNA of Dioscorea cayenensis subsp. rotundata (Guinea yam), 1314 nucleotides long. RefSeq names its product WAT1-related protein At4g28040-like. Gene Ontology annotation, molecular function: transmembrane transporter activity. Gene Ontology annotation, cellular component: plasma membrane. The record is from RefSeq and is a predicted model, not a curated record. NCBI's taxonomy places the organism in Eukaryota, Viridiplantae, Streptophyta, Magnoliopsida, Dioscoreales, Dioscoreaceae. The coding region runs from base 100 to 1155 and encodes 351 amino acids. The transcript is spliced from 7 exons.